This is a messenger RNA of Exophiala mesophila, 813 nucleotides long. RefSeq lists its product as uncharacterized. The record is from RefSeq and is a predicted model, not a curated record. Lineage: Eukaryota; Fungi; Ascomycota; Eurotiomycetes; Chaetothyriales; Herpotrichiellaceae. The transcript has 3 exons. Bases 1 to 813 code for a protein of 270 amino acids.
AUGGCAAAGCCAUGGGCAGACGAGCCGUACCCUCUGAUCACGACGCCUGCGGCAAGGAAUGUCAAGGCGUCGCCCGGAUCGAUAUAUGUGGCGACAGGGAUGGCACUGGCUCACAAUGUCAUGAUUCGCUACAUCAAUUCCAUCUACCUACAAGCCACCGGGUUUUCCGGCGUCAGAGAUGCUGAUGCCUUCCUACUCUACUGUCGUGGCCUAUGCCCAAUCAUUCAUAAUCAUCAUGACAGCGAAGAGAAGAGCUUCUUUCCGAUGAUAGAGAAACUCACGAAUUCUCCGGGAAUCAUGGACCAAAGUAUUCAGGAACAUAAGGACUUCGAAAAUGGGUUUCACACGUUUGAGAAGUACGUGAUAGAAACAGCAGCUACUGAAUACGACGGCAAUGCGCUAAGAAGUAUACUGGACGACUUUGCACCCCCUCUACUGAGACAUCUCAAUGCAGAGGUGUUAACAUUGCUUUCUAUCGGAGAGAGGUUUGGUGGCGACAAGCUACAGAAGUUAUAUGAUGACUGCGAGGCCGAAAUAGUGAAAGACACCCAAGCAAAAUCCGACCCUUUUAUCAUGCUACCAGCGGGAUUCGGUGCUGUUGACCGUACCUUCGAGAGUGGCAUCCAUGGGAAAUGGCCACCAUUUCCAUGGUUUGUCCCCUAUCUCAACAAGUUCAUCUUUUACAGAAGACAUUCCAGCUCGUGGCGCUUCAGUCCGUGUUCAAAUUUGAAACGACGAGAGCUGCAGUUUGUCGGUGACAAUUGGAAAGGAACAAAGGCGUUCACCGAGGAUUGGAGUAUGUUGGGAAAAUGA